GUGUGAAGCUUCUUGUUCUUGUACUUUUCCUGUGCUGUGCAGCUUUCAAGCCGUUCAGAAUGAUUUUGCCAAUGGUAAAUACACUGACCAUUCGACGUGGAAAUGCUCGAUUGGGCCUGCUGUUUGCUCCAGCUCCACACUCUCUUGGUUAUAUUUAGUGUUGGAACAGGCCACCCUUCUACUACAACUAUCAUCAGCACCAAAAGGGAUAUCUGGGGAAACUGUACCUAGCAGCGCAACCACAUUUUCUUCUCCCUGCUGUUUUGCUCAGUGAUGGGGAAGACCACCAUGUAGAGACAGAGGCAGCGGAGGCAUCAGCAGAAAAGCAGCAAUGGGAAGCCACACAUGGAGCGGGUCUGGACUGCAGCCGUGGUGAGCCUGAGACCUACAGGACUUGACACCACCAUCAUUGCCCUUCUCAGGACCUGACCACUGGGGCUGUCCAACGCUCACCUGGAUGCUCCCCACUUGUGUCUCAUCAUCCCCUCCUCUCCUUUUUCGCUGCUGCUCUUUCUCCUCUUCUUCUGUUUCUCCUCUAUGAUGGUUUUGGUCUGCUGAUAUCUGAUAGUCUGUCUUGUAACAGCAAAGCUGCUCCUCGACUUAACCCCCGGAUUUUUCCACUUUUUAAUCGUUCUGUCUGCCAACUUAACCUACAAGUUGUAUUCUUUUCCCUUUUUGGUGGUUGUUGCCUGCUUGAAACCAAUUUUGGAUUUUUUUGGAUGACUCUGAGCUCAUCCCUCUCCUGUGCAAGCUUUUUGAUUGAUCUAUAAGCAAUAAGAAACACUUAUCUAACUGACUUGACAAGCUGACAUCAUGGGGGACAUGUCCAACAGUGAUUUUUAUGCCAAGAACCAAAGAAACGAGGGCAACCAUGCAGCAGGCUUCGGCUGCUCGCUCAUGGAGCUGCGCUCCCUCAUGGAGCUGCGUGGCACAGAGGCGGUGGUCAAGCUCCAGGAGGACUAUGGGGGCACAGAGGGACUGUGCAAACGACUGAAAACCUCACCAACAGAAGGUCUCGCAGGUGCCAUAGCUGACCUGGAUAAGAGAAAAGAAUUAUACGGUAGAAACCUGAUACCUCCAAAGAAGCCAAAAACCUUCCUGCAGCUGGUAUGGGAAGCCCUGCAGGACGUUACCCUCAUCAUCCUGGAGAUCGCUGCCCUGAUCUCUCUCGGCCUCUCCUUUUACCACCCUCCCGGAGAGAGCAGCGGAGAGAGUUGUGGUGCAGCAGCAGGUGGAGUAGAAGAUGAGGGUGAGGCCGAUGCCGGCUGGAUCGAGGGUGCAGCUAUCCUGUUGUCUGUGGUGUGUGUGGUGCUGGUGACAGCCUUUAAUGACUGGUCGAAGGAGAAGCAGUUUCGUGGGCUACAGAGCCGCAUCGAGCAGGAACAGAAAUUUCAGGUGGUCCGAGGUAGCCAGGUCAUACAGCUGCCUGUGGCUGACAUAGUGGUGGGGGACAUCGCACAGGUCAAAUAUGGUGAUCUGCUUCCUGCUGAUGGAGUGUUGAUCCAGGGAAAUGAUCUGAAGAUUGAUGAAUCCUCCUUGACCGGAGAGUCUGACCAUGUCAGAAAGGCUGCAGACAAGGACCCCAUGCUGUUGUCAGGGACCCAUGUUAUGGAGGGGUCAGGGCGCAUGGUGGUUACUGCCGUUGGUGUCAACUCUCAGACAGGAAUCAUCUUCACUCUGCUGGGGGCCGGCUCAGAGGAGGAAGAGAAGAAAGAAAAGAAAGGAGGGGCAGUGGAAGACGGACACCAGAACACAGACUGCUCCCAUCCCCCUAUCCACCCCAUCGCAACUAUAGCCACGGAUGGGGCUGCAGGCAUUAAUGCCCCUGGCAGUGCCAGCCUAAUUAAUGGUAAAAUGCAAGAUGGCAAUAUGGAGAACAACCAGAUUAAAGUAAAGAAGCAGGAUGGAGCAGCUGCCAUGGAGAUGCAGCCUCUAAAAAGUGCUGAAGGGGGAGAGGCCGAUGAGAAAGAGAGGAAGAAAGUGUCCGUCCCCAAGAAAGAGAAGUCUGUGCUGCAGGGAAAGCUGACCAAACUGGCAGUCCAGAUUGGAAAAGCAGGUUUGCUCAUGUCGGCCAUCACAGUUAUCAUCCUUGUCCUAUUCUUUGCCAUCGACAACUUUGUGAUGCAGAAACGCCCUUGGCUGCCAGAGUGCACUCCUAUUUACAUUCAGUACUUUGUAAAGUUCUUCAUCAUCGGUGUGACUGUGUUGGUGGUGGCUGUGCCGGAGGGGCUGCCGCUGGCGGUCACCAUCUCUCUGGCCUACUCUGUCAAGAAAAUGAUGAAAGACAACAACCUGGUGCGGCACUUGGAUGCGUGUGAAACCAUGGGCAAUGCUACAGCCAUCUGCUCCGACAAGACAGGCACGCUAACCACCAACCGCAUGACGGCUGUGCAGUGCUAUGUUGGAGAUGUACAUUACAAAGAAAUCCCAGACCCUGGAGCUCUACCACCCAAAUCACUAGAAUUACUGGUCAAUGCCAUCUCCAUCAACAGCGCCUAUACAACAAAGAUACUGCCCCCAGAUAAGGAAGGCGGCCUGCCGAAGCAGGUGGGCAACAAGACAGAGUGCGGCCUGCUGGGAUUGGUCCUGGACCUGAAGCGGGACUACCAGCCAAUAAGAAACCAGAUCCCAGAGGAGAAGCUUUACAAAGUCUACACCUUCAACUCUGUCAGGAAGUCCAUGAGCACUGUCGUCAAAUUACCCGAUGGGAGCUUCCGCAUGUACAGCAAGGGAGCCUCUGAGAUUGUCCUCAAAAAAUGCAGCCAUAUUUUGAAUGAAGUGGGAGAGCCAAGAGUUUUUCGUCCACGGGACAAAGACGAAAUGGUGAAGAAGGUGAUCGAGCCCAUGGCGUGUGAUGGCCUGAGGACCAUCUGUGUGGGGUUUCGUGACUUCCCUGGUGAUCCUGAACCCAACUGGGAUGAUGAGAACAACAUCCUCAGUGACCUGACAGCCAUCUGUGUGGUUGGGAUAGAGGAUCCUGUCAGGCCAGAGGUGCCAGAUGCCAUUAAGAAGUGCCAGCGUGCAGGUAUCACCGUGCGCAUGGUGACAGGAGACAACAUAAACACAGCCAGGGCCAUAGCCAUCAAGUGUGGUAUCAUCCAUCCAGGAGAGGACUUCCUGUGCAUCGAUGGGAAAGAGUUCAACAGGAGGAUCCGCAAUGAGAAGGGAGAGGUGGAACAGGAGCGAAUUGACAAAGUUUGGCCUAAACUCCGAGUUCUGGCCAGAUCUUCCCCAACUGACAAACACACACUUGUCAAAGGCAUUAUUGACAGUACUAUGGUAGACCAGAGGCAGGUGGUGGCUGUGACAGGUGAUGGAACCAACGAUGGACCUGCUCUAAAGAAAGCUGAUGUCGGCUUUGCCAUGGGAAUCGCUGGUACAGAUGUGGCCAAGGAAGCAUCCGAUAUCAUUUUGACUGAUGAUAACUUCAGCAGCAUCGUAAAGGCAGUAAUGUGGGGCAGGAACGUCUACGACAGCAUCUCAAAGUUUCUUCAGUUCCAGCUGACUGUCAACGUAGUGGCUGUCAUCGUGGCUUUUACCGGCGCUUGCAUAACACAGGACUCUCCCCUGAAGGCGGUGCAGAUGUUGUGGGUGAACCUGAUCAUGGAUACUUUUGCAUCUCUGGCUCUGGCGACAGAGCCUCCCACAGAGUCUCUGCUGAAGAGAAAGCCGUAUGGUCGCAAUAAGCCUCUUAUCUCCAGCACCAUGACCAAGAACAUCCUCGGACACGGAGUCUAUCAGCUCGUCAUCAUCUUCACGCUUCUCUUUGCUGGUGAGCAGAUCUUUGACAUCGACAGCGGCCGCAAUGCUCCUCUGCACUCUCCUCCAUCUGAGCACUACACUAUCAUCUUCAACACUUUCGUCAUGAUGCAGCUCUUCAACGAGAUUAAUGCCAGAAAAAUUCAUGGCGAGAGGAAUGUCUUUGAUGGUAUCUUCAGGAACCCCAUCUUCUGCUCCAUUGUUUUUGGCACCUUCGCUGUGCAGAUUGUUAUUGUGCAGUUUGGAGGGAAGCCAUUCAGCUGUCAGCCUCUGGACCUGGAGAAGUGGAUGUGGUGUGUUUUCCUCGGGCUUGGAGAGCUUGUCUGGGGACAGGUGAUAGCUUCCAUACCUAAUGCCAGGUUGCGCUUCCUGCGGAGGGCAGGCCAAUUGACUCAGAAAGAUGAGUUACCAGAGGAGGAUGUGAAUGAAGAAAACGAGGAGAUUGACCAUGCAGAAAGGGAGCUGAGGAGAGGACAGAUCCUCUGGUUCAGAGGACUUAACCGCAUCCAGACUCAGAUCCGCGUUGUGAAUGCAUUCCGUAGCUCCCUCUAUGAAGGCCUGGAAAAACCAGACUCCAGAUCAUCCAUCCACAACUUCAUGACACACCCCGAGUUUAGGAUAGAAGACUCGACGCCUAACAUCCCCCUUAUCGACGACACAGACGACGAUUCAGCUCGGAGGAGGAGGAAGUACUCGAGCCAGCCCUCUUCCCCUAACAAGAACAACAACGCCAUCGACAGUGGCAUCAAUCUGACCAUUGACACCAGUAAAUCAGCUGCUUCCUCCAGUCCUGCCAGCCCUCUUCACAGCCUGGAGACCAGCCUCUAACCCUGAUCUUCACCUCGCCUCUAACCUCUAAUGUCAUUUCCUCUCAGUCGGAGUGGAACCUUCUUCAAUUCCUCCAGAUAUUUAACUGCAACCUUUCACCUUGUCACACGCAGAGUUUCACCGAGUCCUGCUCGUUUCUCAUCCUCCAGCAACCCUCCCCCCAACCUCCAUUCACACAGGACAGGUCCUGUGUUAAUAUCUUCAUCUGCCUCCCUUAACCUUUAGCUCUUAAAGCUCUCUGCUCCUCUCAAAACAGAAAAUCUGUAAUAAAGUAAUACAGCAAGGUGAAAAAAACUUAACAUACAAUCAAAAAAGCGCAAACAAAGCCACAAAAUCUACACAGCCAUCCUGCUUUUGUGGUUGUAUGUGUACAGUGGCGGCGGCGGCGGUGUAUAUGACCAUGUGCGUGAUAGCAUGUACUGAAUAAGCGUACCGCUGACUGCACACAUGUAUGAACUGUGUCAUUAUUGGCACAAGAGGAGGACAAUGAGGAGGGAGACACUGCUGAGGAGUAAAUCACAAAACAGGACAGACUCUUAACUCCCCAUACGCUCCCUCUCCUCAACAAUAACAUUGUCGAUACUGAUAAUAGUUUAAAUUAAAUUGAAAAACAUUGUUAUUAUUCUGAUUCUCAUUCUGAUUAUUGUUGUUAUUAUUAUUGUUGCUCCUGCAUGAAUGUACAUUACCCAAGUUUUAUUUAAAAGGGUUUUAAUUUUAUUGGAGUUCUUCUGUUGUGAUGGGCUAGGCUUUGCGGCAGACUAUUUUAAAGACAGCUUCUCUGAGUUCCUGGCCUGCAAAGUUCCCUCUUCUGUGUGGCAUGAACAUUUACCUGACUGUAAAAAUUUAUUUCAUCCAUAAACAGAGAUGUGUAACGAGGUGGUAGGGCUCAACUUGCACAGUAGUUUUGCACCUGUCAGAAAAGAGGAACGCAAAAUAAUAUUGAUGAUGAUAGCAUUUAUGGGAUAUAUUCUAUAAAUAUAAAUACAUAUAAAUAUAUUUAGAGAGAGUUUAUCUUUGUUUGUUGGCAUGUUGCCUUGUUCCUGCUUCAAUGGCUCAAAAUACUUUGACUUAUUUAUGUCUUAAAGAGAAUGUAAUUUGUUUACAACCUCGUAGAGAUAAACUUCCUGGUCUGUAGAAGGAUAGAGAGGCGGAGCUGGAGCUCAGAAGGACCAGAGCUGUGAUGGUGUGUUAUUACUGAAAAACCAUGUGCUGGAAUUUGCCUGCUAUCUUUUCAAUAUUGUAGAUAUUUUUAGAGGAUUGACAGACAAAAAGAAACCAAAAUAUUAUGGGAAACGUAGUAAAUGUGGAAUCUUAGUAUUACACCAUAUGAUUGUUGGGAUCAAGGUGGAGUGGCUUGCCUUUUCUAAACAGGGGCCUCCUUUAUGUGACAGAGGGGGAAUAUUUAAUUAUUUUUCACUUUAUUUUUUAUUAUUUUAACGUGUUUUUGUUUUAUCUGUGCUUUAGUACUGGCCUGGGGUCAGAGCUUGAGUCAAAGGCUGAGAUCAGGACCUUUACAGUGAACUGUCUUCUAGAUAAACCUGCUUGUUCAAAGGACUUAAGGUUUUAAAAAUAUGUGUGACCAUCAAAAAGGCUGCAAUCGAGUCAUAUAAGAAAUCUGCAAAGUUAUAUUUAGCUAAUCUGUGCCGCACGGAAAUCAAACUUAUGUUUUUGGUAAUUUGAAAGAUAUUGUAUUGGUUGUUUUUUUUUUUUUUUUUACAGUUGAUUUAUUUUUUUGGUUUAAAGAGAUGUCUUUUUCCUCUAGCAGAGGGACACGCAGCCCCACAAAGCUGUUGGCAUUUUUAACAUCUAAAAAAAAGGAAAAACUGACAAAAAAAAAGUACAAAUUACAACAAAAAUGGAAUGUUGCUUUGACUCUUUUCUAUAUAUAUAAAAAAGAAGAUCCUUUUCUGCACUAUCUGGUAAUGAAUGAAAACUUCUGUGGUGUAAUUCUAGAUGUGCUUUUGUGUGUUUUAACCAAGCUUGUCUUCCUGCCGUCACAGAAUAUACAGUAAUCUAGCAUCUCAACUGUACUCACUAGUUGUAAACUAUUUAUUGUGCUUUGACCAAUCAGACAUGACCAGAGAGAAGUGACAUCCAGAAGGCACAUUUACCCUUAUUGCACUCAGAAGGACAAGGCCACUUAAACUAGCCUGUGCUAUUGUUAUUUCUAUUACUAACCCAAGUCAUUGGCAAGCAUGACGUGAUAGGCUCAUUAUGCAACUUGAAAAAAUUGACGGUUUUUCUACUUAAAAGUAACCCUAUACAACACUACUACAGUAUAUACAAUAAUUUAUUCAAGCAUCGGUUUUCUUUUUUAUAUCCUCCUCCUCCUCCUCCUCUGUCAUUUCCCAGUUGAUCCGUCCAUCUGUAGAGGGUGCACAAGCUUUACCAGUCAGCUCAGGCAUGUUGAAAAAAGACCAUUUGAAUAAAAUAUGUUGUAUUUAAGUUGAACAACAAGAAGUCUGGAUUCUGAUAUUCUGCUUAGAGGCUGUUGAUUUACUUUGUGUUUUCCAACAUUUCAACUUGAGAGAUUCUUUGUUUAUUCGUCUGUACAAAAUAAAAACAAUAAAAACACAACAUCAUUUCCAGUAAAUAAAAAAAGACUUAAGCCAACCACUUUUACAUCCAGGAGGACAUUCAGCUUUAAGAGGAUGCAAAGACAACUAUUGAAAAAAUAAUCUUUGUAAAUACAGCAAUGAGUCCACUGAGGACGGUAACUCCAUGCAGACUGAUGUGAAAACAGGAACUUUUCCUGACUACAUCUCCCAUCAUGCACCACGAGUCAUACUGCCAACACAGCUGUUUGGCUGUAUGUAAUCAAUCACUGCUCCUGUCAGAAACACUGAAAACAUCGUGUGAUUACAUCCAUUGAUAACACAUGUUGUAACAACCAAUAAUUAUGUUGAAGAUGACACCGACAAUGACGAUGAUGCUGAUGAUGAUGAUGAUGCUGAUGAUAAUGAUAAUGAUGAUAUCAAUGAUACUUCUUGCAAUAUAUUCUCACCUGCCUCGAUGUACUGUAUUUAGCAGCAUGCAGUUUGUGGAACAAAGAAAAAGAGAAAUGCCAACAGAUAACUUUUUGGCAUACUUAGCCAUUUAUGGGUAAGUGAUUUAAGUGUUCAUCUUGUUUUUAUGAUAUUUUUUUUAUCUAUACAAUAAUUGUAAAUAAAGAACUCAAUGUCUUUGUUCAUUUAAUACUA
Messenger RNA from Cheilinus undulatus (humphead wrasse), 7787 nucleotides. It is a transcript of the gene atp2b2, whose product is annotated as ATPase plasma membrane Ca2+ transporting 2. Gene Ontology annotation, biological process: calcium ion transmembrane transport; regulation of cytosolic calcium ion concentration. Bases 814 to 4587 code for a protein of 1257 amino acids. Gene Ontology annotation, cellular component: intracellular membrane-bounded organelle; postsynaptic density membrane. The transcript has 23 exons. Gene Ontology annotation, molecular function: PDZ domain binding; ATP binding; P-type calcium transporter activity. The record is from RefSeq and is a predicted model, not a curated record. NCBI's taxonomy places the organism in Eukaryota, Metazoa, Chordata, Actinopteri, Labriformes, Labridae.